AAGUCGCUGAAGUCGCACUGAUGAGCCAAUGCCGCGGAUGGAAAUCUGGCUGACCGGGGCAAUCACGUGACAUUCUCACUCGUCCCGUAGCCCGAAAAUUAGACGGGACCUUUUCGACGAGGCACUUCUCUUGGAGAUCAAUUGCUUCACCUAGACGGCCGAAGGAUCGCCAAUUGCCUACGCCAUCACCCGCGAAUAUGAUCUCGAGAUCGUCCCUUGCGCGAACUGCGCAGCAGGCUGCCCGCCAGGCCUGCCGCGUCCAGCGACGUACCUACGCCGCCGCUGCUUCGACCGGAUCAUACGAGACCUCGGAUGUGACUGGCCUCAAGGUCGCCUCGCGGGAUGCUCACGGCCCUACUACUACGCUCGCUGUGGUGGCCAAGGCCGGUACUCGCUACCAACCUCUUCCUGGCCUUUCUGUUGGCCUUGCCGAAUUUGCCUUCAAGAACACCCAGCGACGAUCUGCCCUUCGCAUUACUCGCGAGUCUGAGCUUCUUGGUGGUCAAUUAGCUUCCUCUCACUCUAGGGAGGCUGUUGUUGUCGAAGCUAGCUUUCUCCGCGAGGAUCUGCCUUACUUCACCGAGCUCCUUGCUGAGGUCAUCUCUCUGACCAAGUAUACCACUCACGAGUUCCACGAGGAUGUUGAGCGUGUUCUCCACGCCAAGCAGGCUGUCCUCAACGCCGACGUCGCCGCCACUGCUCUCGACAACGCCCACGCUAUCGCCUUCCAUACUGGUCUCGGCUCCUCCCUCCUCCCCAGCUCCUCCACUCCUUACCAGAAGUACUUGAACGAGGAGUACAUUGCUAGCUACGCCGACGUUGCUUACGCUAAGCCCAACAUUGCUCUUAUUGCCGACGGUGCCUCUCCCGAUUCUCUCUCCAAGUGGGUUGGCCAGUUCUUCAAGGACGUGCCUUCUGCCCCUCGAAGUGGCCAAACUCUCAAGACGGAAGCCACCAAGUACUUUGGUGGUGAGCAACGAACAAGCUCUAGUGCUGGCAACUCUAUUGUUAUUGCUUUCCCCGGCUCCGGUUACGACUCUACCAAGCCGGAGCACGCUGUGCUUGCUACUCUCCUUGGUGGUCAGUCCACCAUCAAGUGGGCUCCUGGCUUUAGCCUCCUGGCCAAGGCCACUGCUGGUACCUCCGGCCUUACUGUCAACACCUCCAACCUAAUCUAUUCCGAUGCUGGCCUCCUUACUGUUCAGCUCAGUGGUCCUGCUCCCUCUGUCCGUAAGGGUGCUGAGGAGACUGUUAAGGUGCUCAAGAGCAUAGCAGAUGGCCAAGCGAGCCAGGAGGACGUCAAGAAGGCCGCUGCCUACGCCAAGUUUAACCUUCUGAACCAGAACCAGCUCCGCCAACCCAGCAUCGCCCUUGCUGGCUCUGGUAUCGUCAAUAGCGGCAAGUCUUAUGACUCUGCUGCCAUUGCCAAGGCUAUCGAUGGUGUCUCCGCUGAAUCCAUUAAGACUGCUGCCAAGACUCUCCUUGAGGGCAAGGCCACCGUUUCAACUGUCGGUGAUUUGUUCGUGCUGCCCUACGCCGAGGAGAUUGGUCUGCGAGUAUAAAUGGAGGUCCAAGAGAGAAAAGAACUUGUACCAACAGUUUAGAAGUCAUGUGGGAGAGGCUGACCUCUUUGUGAAUAUUUGUAGUAGAAAUCCUUUGAUCCAUUAUAGGCCCCUUUGUUCACCACCAUGAAUUUUAUGUUACAUGAGCUUGGUGACGCGUAUCUCUCGCAAAGACAGAUCGAGUCUGAUCUGCUGCAUUGCAUUCAAAGGUAGCAUCUCAAAGGGUUGCUUUUGCCGAUGUAUGCUUUGAUAAAAAGUUGUGGGGGCUCAAUGUCAGCUUUACCAGUCAACCCGUAGGUAAGGACCGCAAUGCUGAAGAUACCAGACUAAACUCUGGGUUCUCGCCAGACAUCCUGCCGUUGGAAACGUUCGUACCUAUGCAACUCGGCGAAGCCAGAACCGGUCAGGUUACAGCCACUCAUACGUUUGAAAACCAUUCGUUGGCCCCAAACUUGCUGUCAGCAUCGUAUUCGUGGGUACACAAGUUGUACCACCAACACUGCGCCUACACCAAUAUAGCCCCUCUUGUCUUGUGUUUGGCUACAUAGUAUGCAUUGGAGCUUUGCAUGUGUUCUGAUGAUACCUUAAUGGAAGCCGAAUAUCACAGUAAGCGCUGAAGAUUCAAGACCCAUGCGGAUUAUGCGCACUGAUGUAUCCCUAC
Messenger RNA from Fusarium verticillioides 7600, 2223 nucleotides. Its product is annotated as ubiquinol-cytochrome c reductase core subunit 2. Gene Ontology annotation, molecular function: metal ion binding. The record is from RefSeq and is a predicted model, not a curated record. NCBI's taxonomy places the organism in Eukaryota, Fungi, Ascomycota, Sordariomycetes, Hypocreales, Nectriaceae. Gene Ontology annotation, cellular component: mitochondrion. Bases 198 to 1562 code for a protein of 454 amino acids. The transcript has 4 exons.